Messenger RNA from Ochotona curzoniae (black-lipped pika), 1505 nucleotides. RefSeq names its product solute carrier family 25 member 38 (gene SLC25A38). Bases 16 to 936 code for a protein of 306 amino acids. Gene Ontology annotation, cellular component: mitochondrion; mitochondrial inner membrane. Gene Ontology annotation, molecular function: glycine transmembrane transporter activity. NCBI's taxonomy places the organism in Eukaryota, Metazoa, Chordata, Mammalia, Lagomorpha, Ochotonidae. The record is from RefSeq and is a predicted model, not a curated record. Gene Ontology annotation, biological process: glycine import into mitochondrion. The transcript is spliced from 7 exons.
CGGGGCGCCCCGCCGAUGAUUCACAAGUCGCGCCCGGCGCUGCUGCAGCCCCAGGAUGUGGGAGACACGGUGGGAACGCUCAUGCUGCAUCCGGGGAUCAAAGCGUUCCUGUGUGGCUCCAUCAGUGGCACCUGCUCCACCCUGCUCUUCCAGCCUCUGGAUCUCCUUAAAACCCGCCUGCAGACUCUGCAGCCCGCAGAGCACGGGUCCAGGCGUGUGGGGAUGCUGGCCGUGUUCCUGAAGGUCGUGCGCACUGAGAGUCCUCUGGGUCUUUGGAAAGGAAUGUCUCCUUCCAUCGUGAGAUGUGUGCCCGGCAUGGGAAUCUACUUUGGCACUUUCUACUCUCUGAAGCAGUAUUUCUUGCGAGGCCAUCCCCCUACUGCCCUGGAGUCAGUCCUGCUUGGCGUGGGCUCUCGCUCCAUUGCAGGGGUCUGCAUGUCGCCUAUCACAGUGAUCAAGACACGGUACGAGAGCGGGAGAUACGGCUACGAGAGCAUGUUCACGGCCCUGCAGAGCAUCUACCGCAGUGAGGGCCACCGGGGCCUCUUCAGUGGCCUCACAGCGACCCUCCUGCGUGACGCGCCCUUCUCCGGCAUCUACCUGAUGUUCUACAACCAGACCAAAAGCCUGGUGCCCCAGGGUAUGGACCAGCUGGAUGCAGCCGUUACUCCUGUUGUGAAUUUUGGCUGUGGGAUAAUUGCUGGGAUUUUGGCCUCACUGGUAACUCAACCUGCAGAUGUGAUCAAAACUCACAUGCAGCUCUCCCCGAUGAAGUUUCAAUGGAUUGGCCAAGCAGUGAUCCUCAUUUUCAAAGACUACGGGCUGCGUGGCUUCUUCCAAGGCGGGGUCCCCCGAGCCCUCCGCAGAACUCUGAUGGCAGCGAUGGCGUGGACAGUCUAUGAAGAGAUGAUGGCCAAGAUGGGCCUGAAGUCCUGACGAAAGGACUGGGGGCAGGGUGGGAUCUAUCAUCCUGGUUGCUUUUUCUGCCAAGGGCUGCCUCAUCUCAGUCCCAUGGAGUCAAAUGGAAUCCUGCCUGGUAUACAGGCGGGAAGGUCAUUGUCUCAACUACGCUGUCCAGGGAGAGAGCAGAUGGACCUGACUCAGCCUGCUUGCAUGCCGGGAGGCUGCGUGCAAAGGCGUUGCCAGAAAGAGCUCUGUUGGGCAUCUCAACCUCAGCCAUCACCUGCACCACGAUGGCUGCUUGCCUGUGUUGUUGGGCCAGAGAAGCUGGAGGCCACCUGCCAUGUCAGACGCCAGCAGUAAUCUGAGGAAUGAGGCCCUGUCGCCAAGCUCCACAGUGUCUGAGGUGACAUGAGGAAGAGCAGGUAUCGUUAUUUACCUGGCUCCAGAGUGCUUCCCGGAGGCUCUGCAAUGUGGACAGUGGCUUCCCAGCCAGAAAAGUGGCUUUGACUUUGGCCCUGCACUAUUGUAAUUCUAAGUUGUUCUGGCAUUUUUCUGCAACUAUAUUUCAGAGAAAUAAAGUGAAACACUUUAUGAUAUAUAUA